This is a messenger RNA of Mesorhabditis belari, 468 nucleotides long. The record is from the annotation of a GenBank genome assembly. Lineage: Eukaryota; Metazoa; Nematoda; Chromadorea; Rhabditida; Rhabditidae.
AUGUUUUUAUAUCAAUUCUAUUUGUUUUCAAGUUUUUCUCUAAUUUUCGGUGAUGAUUAUGAAACCGAAAAUGAGCCCACAUUUUCGUGCUAUUUCUGUGUGCACUCACAGAAGAAACAAGACGUGGAAACGGAUGCCGAUCAAAAUCCGGACUGCAUGAACAAAUUGAAAUUCGGUUCGCGACGUGAUCUGCAACGUGUUUGUACAUCUGCUGAGAAGUUUUGCACGUCAACGGUCACAAAUCUCAAUGGUUUCUUCACGUACGUUGAGCGAGAUUGCGCACAGGAAUGCACUGAGGGAUGCGACGAAAGAGGAUACGGGCUGUUCACACAAAGUUGCACACGUUGUUGCAAGUCGAAUCUCUGCAACGAGUACGAUGGCCGGAACUAUUACCUUCCGAAUUUUGCUUCAAAUUACCAUUUUUCUUCGUUUUUGAUACUUUUUAUUGAAAUAAUAAACUUAACAUUA